ACACUUUUUUUUCACCAGUGACUGAGUUGGGAUGGGGAGUCGGGGUGUGUGUCUGUGGCGUAGAAACUUAGUAAAACGGAAGUGAGUCUGCAGACUUGACAGUGUCGUCGCAUUCAGACAAUAGGAGGAAAUAGGAUGGCACCUAAGCGAAGGGCAACAUCGAGUGCUAAAGCUGGAGGGAAGAAGGUAAAGGAGGAGCCCCAAGCUCCACCAAAGGACAAGUUCACCUCUGCCAAAGAGGCCCUGAAGGCAGCGGGGUCACAGGUGAAGGGCUCAAGCAAACCAGACAGCUUUUGUCCUCUAUCAAAAGCUGAGGUUCAUGAAGAUUUUGACUGUAUGCUUAACCAAACCAAUAUCGGACACAACAACAACAAAUUCUAUGUCAUCCAAGUCUUAGUGUCUGGAGGGAGGUACUAUUGCUGGACAAGAUGGGGUAGAGUGGGAGAGUCGGGCCAAAACAAUCUAGCUGGUCCAUCUAAUGUUGAUGCAGCCAUUAAAUGUUUUGAAAAUAAAUUUAAAGACAAGACCAAGAAUAAUUGGAGUGAUCGAGAAAACUUUGUGUCACAUUCAGGGAAGUACACAUUGAUAGAGGUCGAUGGGGACCAGGAUGCUGAAGUGAAGGUGGACACUGUAGACAGUGGAGAUGUGAAGAUGAAAAAUGUACAACACGUUUUGCCUUGUACACUGGAUGAGGCAACUCAAAGACUCAUCCGGUUCAUUUUCGACAACAACAUGUUCAAAGAAGCCAUGACGAGCAUGAACCUGGAUAUUAAGAAGAUGCCACUGGGGAAGCUGAGCAAGCAGCAGAUAGCUAAAGGCUUUGAGGUGUUGGAGGAGAUUGAAGCUGCAAUAAAGAGGGUGGAGCGGAACAAGUUAGAAGACCUCACUAACAAAUUCUUUACCAUCAUUCCUCAUAACUUUGGCCGCAACAGACCCCCUGUCAUCUCUGAUGAUUCUGUCCUUCAGAGCAAGAAGGAGAUGCUUUUGGUCCUUGCAGAUAUCGAGGUUGCCCAGAGUCUUAAAGCUGAGUCUGAGAAAGCCAAAGAAGAGAUGGAGGACACGGUUCCUCAUCCAGUAGAUCAAAACUACCAGUCUCUCAAAUGCAAUCUUACUUUACUGGAUAAGAAGUCCAAAGAAUUUAAGAUUAUUGAGAACUACUUGAAUGCCACUGAACAAAAAGGGCUCUCUAUAGUGGACGUCUGGCAAGUUGACAGAGACACAGAGGCUGAGCGCUUCAGUGAAAACAAUGCUUUGGAGAACCGGAAGCUGCUGUGGCAUGGAACAAAUGUUGCAGUGGUUGCAGCCAUUCUGAAGAGCGGCCUUCGCAUUAUGCCACAUUCUGGUGGACGAGUGGGCAGGGGAAUCUAUUUUGCCUCUGAAAAUAUCAAAUCUGCUGGAUACGUCUGUCCAUCCAACAACAUUGGGAUUAUGUUUCUAAAUGAAGUUGCUUUGGGAAAAGAGCACACCAUCACAAGUGACAAUUCCAGCUUAAGAAAGGCUCCUGCUGGCUAUGACAGUGUAGUUGCACGUGGACAACAAGAACCAGAUCCUUUGAAAGAUGUCUUUAUUGAGUUGGAUGGCAAACAGGUGGCAGUUCCUCAGGGAAAAGCCAUAAAACAGCAGCAGUAUGAGAGAAGUACCUUCUGGAACAGUGAGUACCUGAUUUAUAAGGAAAGUCAAUGUCGCAUCCGUUACCUUCUGGAGCUACAGUUCAAAAGUCUCUGGGACUGAGUUGAAAAUGGCAGCUAUAUAUAUUGCCACUUCUGCAAUGGGUUUCACUCUCACUAUAGAGUUUUGAAUGUUGAAUGUUUUGAUUAUUGUUUGAGAUCAUUGUUAUAGAAUGAAAGUUAUGUUAGAAAAUUUACUUAGAGAAUGGUAAUGCUAAUUUGGUAGGGCUUUUGCUUAUUGAGUUGGGAAGGCCAAUACAUAUUUGAUUAGUACAUGACAUUUUUGAUCAUGUAACCCAAACUUUGGUUAGUAUAGCUUUAUGUUUACUCAUUGUACCUUCCCUUUGGGUGAGGUUUGAAUGGCUUCCUAAUAUUGCUGUUCUACAAUUGACAAAUUAUUUAUGUUAUUAACCUGACUGCAGGUUUCUGUACUGUAUACAUACAAAAACAAAUGAGUGACUUUAAAUGUUGGGCAAUAUUCAAUUUAGUAAUAUGCAGUUUUUAUUAAAAUAACAUAAAAGUUAAAAAAGGGCAAAAAUGAAAAUCAAUUGAAAAUUGUAAAUUCCUUUUGAGAGCAUGUUUUGAAUUUUCUUUUGGGUAUUUUUAUUUAAUUUUAUUUUAUACAUAGCAUACAUAUGUUAAGUUCAGAUGAAGUAAAGAUAUAAUUUAAGGUUUGCUUUUAUUAAUGUCAGUGUGAGUGCCAGCCACUAUAGCUAAAAGGAAAGCCUAGAAGAUAAUAAAUAAUUAUAUUUCAACACUU
Messenger RNA from Myxocyprinus asiaticus (Chinese sucker), 2427 nucleotides. RefSeq names its product protein mono-ADP-ribosyltransferase PARP3-like. NCBI's taxonomy places the organism in Eukaryota, Metazoa, Chordata, Actinopteri, Cypriniformes, Catostomidae. Bases 136 to 1731 code for a protein of 531 amino acids. The transcript is spliced from 11 exons. Gene Ontology annotation, cellular component: site of double-strand break. The record is from RefSeq and is a predicted model, not a curated record. Gene Ontology annotation, molecular function: NAD+ poly-ADP-ribosyltransferase activity.